GCCACAACAAUGGCGAUUCCGCUGCACUAGGGGACGCUGCUUGCCACAACUAACAUUUCUACGCCUUUUGACUCGCGUUUAGAGUGAGUUUUUAAAGUAUUCUAUCUGCAUCACAGAAAAUUAGACGCUUGACUUCGCUUCGAAUUUGCCUAAAUGACGAAAAUAGCCGUUAACUUGCCCCAUGACCUCUUCGGAGAAACGUGUCUAAAUUUGUCGUAAAACCUGUUUCCUUGUCAGCGCGAACUUUAACCCAGUUGAAGACACGCGACUGGGGGCAAGUUUAACAAUGUGACACGCCCUGUAGUUGUUUCCUCGCAUGAAACUUUAGUUAGAAAAGAGAAGCUUUAUAAUUGUCAUUUCUUUUAAUAUUUACCGACGUGAUCUGUAAACACGUUAAUCCCUCCCACCCAUCACGGCUAAUUUGAGCCGAGAAUGAGGGAGGCGCUCAAACUGGGCUAGCAAUCCAGACGCCACAUCUCAGCCAAUAAGAAGCAGAGUUGGCGCGCCACAACCAAUCACAAAUCGGCGUCGGGUGCGCACUUACUUUGGACGACUGGCCGGGGCCAUGGACGGGACGAGUCGUCCCUUAGUUGAGAUCCCAAACUUUUAAACAGCCGUCUUUCGACACCAGCCCGUUCGGAGCCGCCCACUUGGACGCAGUCAUGGGUGAAAUCGAGGGGUCCUAUCGGGUCCUUCAGACCCCGGGCACGAGACUGGGCGCCCAGUUCAAUGCAGGCAUUAGCACAUUGGAGCCAGGCCAGAGCCUCAGCACCAACGUGGUUGUGGUCGGAGGCACCCCCGGCGUCAAGGGUCCCGGUCGGGGUCUUCAAGUCCGCGUUCAAGGUCUGGACGAGUCCCAGGAGUUCUUCGAUUUAGACCCAAGAGCUUUCGGGCAGGAUCUUCUCUCGGAGGUGUUUCUGCGAGGGAACCUCAUUGAAAGUGAUUACUUUGGGCUGGAGUUUCAGAACAUGCAGUUGAACUGGCUUUGGCUGGAGCCCACCAAACUCAUUGUGAAGCAAGUCAGAAGACCCGCAAAUUCGAUGUUUAGACUGGCUGUGAAAUUUUUCCCCCCGGACCCUGGUCAGCUGCAGGAGGAGUUCACCAGGUACUUGUUCUCCCUGCAGAUGAAAAGGGAUUUGAUGGAGGGACGCUUGAUCUGCACAGAAAACACCGGAGCCCUCCUCGCCUCUCACCUUGUCCAAUCUGAAAUUGGCGACUACGACGCGGCCGCUGACCGAGACUUCCUGAUGAACAAUAAGCUGCUGCCGUACCAAGAGAAGGUCCUGGAGGCCAUUGUGGACUUCCACCGCAAACACCUUGGCCAGACCCCCGCCGAAUCAGACUUCCAAAUAUUAGAGAUCGCACGCAAGCUGGAGAUGUACGGCGUGCGCUUCCACCCGGCGGCCGACCGGGAAGGCACAAAGAUCAACCUGGCCGUGGCCCACAUGGGCCUUCAGGUCUUUCAGGGCCACACCAAAAUAAACACCUUCAAUUGGUCUAAGAUUCGCAAGCUGAGUUUCAAGAGGAAGCGCUUCCUGAUCAAGCUCCACCCAGAAGUUCACGGCCCACAUCAAGACACUCUUGAGUUCAUGAUGGGCAGCAGGGACCAGUGCAAGGUCUUCUGGAAGAUCUGUGUGGAGUAUCACUCCUUUUUCCGUCUUGUGGACCAACCCCAACCAAAACCCAAGACCAUACUUUUCACCAGAGGCUCUUCUUUCCGAUACAGUGGGCGGACGCAGAAGCAGCUUGUGGAAUACGUGAGGGAAAACGGAGCCAAGAGAACACCGUAUCAGAGGAGGAACAGUAAAGUACAAACGUCGUCUCGCUCCUUUACCAUCGAUGUGCCAAAACAGAGCUUGUCGUUCAACGACCGUCUGCGGACGCCGUGCUCCCAUCCCUCGUCCUCGGUGUCCUUCCUCUCGCCGCACAUCUCCAGCGUCGUCGGCCCGCGAAAAGACCACCCAGCUCACCACCACCCGCAGCAGCCGCCUUCACCCGCCAUGCCGCCCUCUCCGGCGUCCCCUCAACAGCCGCCGCAGCAGCAGCAGCAGCCCAACAUCCCUCCGAAGGAAGAAGCCGUCAACGGCGGCAAUCCCCCGACUCACUACUCUUUGUCAGGUGCUCCCACCACCGCUCACUUCAGCCCCGCGUUUGUCCGUGUCGAAGGCGUCAUCCCGCAAUUGCAAGCGUCCAAAAAUGAGGCGAGUCAGCCUUUUUCUAGAAGGGCAGGCAGGAAGGGGGUUCUCACGCCCGAAGCUUUCGAGGCUGAGCUUUUGCGUACCAAACAAAUGUUCUCGCCGCUGCGCGUCACCGAGGAGUUCAUAGACGACGAUCCCACGCAAAUGUCUUUCUACGAUGGUCGGGUGGAGGCCUACCCUUACGGACGCAAUGACAAUGUGGAGCGCGUUGAUUACGAACGCGAGUCGGCUAAGAACGGGCUCUUCAGCGUGGGUCUCGAAGACCUCAACGGCAGCGUCAACGCUUUCCCUGACAGCGCGGUGGGUCAUUCCGAGACCAGCUCCUUGCUCAACAACCGUUCGGAGUGCAGCUCCCUGGACAAUUUAGGGCUCAGUUCUGCGGGCGAGUCCAUGUCGGCCGCUCAGGACUCGGCGUCCUCGCUGCGUCUGCCCGGCUCUGACGUCCAGUCGGAGGCCAGCUCCAUGGUCAACUUCCCGGCGUGCUCGGUGCGCUCCGAGAGCAGCUCGGCGGUGCAGUUCAGCGACUUGGUAGAGCAGCUGGAGCAGCUCAGCUACCCGCCCACCGGUACCGAGGGCUCCGGGAACGGCACCUCCGACUCUGACUCGGACUGGGGCUCGGACAGCGUCCUGCCGCCAGAGCAAAAUCUGUUUUACAGCAACGCUCUCACCGGGAAUGCCGGGAUUGAGAACUUUCUCCUUCAGUGCCAUAACCUGCAGGCCUUGGCCUUAGCAGACCCCCCUGGACCUGCGCAAAUUUAGUUGAAAUUCAAACAAAACCAUAAUGUUUUGAGAAUUAGGGAACACAAAAACGCUGUUUUUGAGAACGCAAACGGGUCUCUCAAGCCACAAGAUUCAGGAACAUUUCGAUCUUUGUACUCGAACGGCAAGUCUUGGAGCUAAACGAAGUCCAAUCUGGCACUUCAGAUCCCAGAACAACCCCACCAGUCAUCUUGUGGCCCUGAAUCUAAGCGCCGACACAUCAAGGGCCUAAAACUGUCGAUUUGGCUGUUGGUUUAGAAAAGUAAAACAAAAAAAAGUUUUGGAUCCUGAGAAUGGUUACUGGUUGUGAGGUGAACUUUGCUGUAGUAACUCCCAGACCUACCUGGACCGACGUAAAUUUUGUGGCUAUUUAGAUGAGUAAGAAAUAACAUGUCACUUUGGCUGAUAUAGUUUACACAGUAAAUGCUGUUUUGGGCUCAAAAGCUGCAUUUCCGCCGAAAGUUCUUGGAACUUUUAUUUUUGGCACUUAUCUAGUAGUUCCUGGAAG
Molecule: messenger RNA, 3465 nt
Organism: Hippocampus comes (tiger tail seahorse)
Lineage: Eukaryota; Metazoa; Chordata; Actinopteri; Syngnathiformes; Syngnathidae
Product: FERM, RhoGEF and pleckstrin domain protein 2
Exons: 13
Coding region: 663-2957 (764 amino acids)
Cellular component (GO): cytoskeleton
Molecular function (GO): guanyl-nucleotide exchange factor activity; cytoskeletal protein binding
Source: RefSeq, a predicted model, not a curated record